AUGGGUUCGCUCGGCAGCUUCCUCAUUGUUUACGUGCUCGGGGGGCUCACCUUCAUCCCACUGGUCUUGUCACUGGUCCUACUCUUCGUCUACCUCACCCUUCCGGAUGCGCCGCCAUCACAGACCAGAAUCCAAGCUUCCGAUGCGGUCCGCCGCUCCGCCGACGACGAGUAUAGCUUGAAGUCUGGCACAGAUCAGUUGGCGGAAGAGUUCCACCGAACGCACGACUCGGAUGUUGCAGCUGGAUAUUUUGCUGUUUGUCGCGAAUAUGUGCCUGGGGGUGUCAAUGGGAAGCCUCCGGAGAGAACGACUCCGGCUGGAGAGGUUGUUGCUGCUGAAAGCCCCAGCGUUUAUCAGUCCAUGUAUCGCAGUUUGUUCGAUCGCAAGCAAGCGCCUAGUAUCGAGCCCGCGAAGUUGAAUGGGAAGAACACGAAACGGGCACGGAAUGUCUUUUACAUUGUUCUCAGGCAUGGCCAUUUGAUGCUCUAUGACGACGCAAAUCAGGUUGAGGUACGAUAUGUAAUUUCACUCGCCCACCAUGCUGUGUCUAUCUUUGGUGGCGAAGGAGAGAUCCCCGAAGGUGAGCUUUGGAUCAAGAGGAACGCCAUCUGUCUCUCGCGGCGACUGGACUCGCUUGGAGAUUUGGGAGGACCGACGCCACCAUUCUAUCUCUUCUCUGAAAAUCUAUCGGAGAAAGAGGAUUUCUAUUUCGCCAUGCUCCAGAACCAGUCCAAGAUGCGAGAUUCCGCGGAUCGCCCGCCCAAACAUCAAGAAUUUGAUGUUAAGCACAUUGUCACACUGGUUCAACGCCUUCACUCCUCUGAAGAACAACUGCAGACUCGGUGGAUCAACGCAUUCCUUGGUCGAUUGUUCUUGGCUCUUUACCAGACCCCAGAGAUGGAAGAGUUCCUACGGAGUAAGAUUACGAAGAAAAUCUCUCGGGUGAACAAACCGAAUUUCAUAAGUAAAAUUGGUCUGCACAGAAUUGUCAUGGGUGAUGGAGCCCCAUUCAUCACUAACCCCCGGUUAAAGGAUUUGACAGCCGAUGGCAACUGUUGCAUCGAAGCAGAUCUCCAAUACACAGGCAAUUUCCGCGUUGAAAUAUCGGCUACAGUGCGCAUUGAUCUCGGUCCUCGAUUCAAGGCCAGGGAAGUUGAUAUUGUGCUGGCAGUUGUGCUGAAGAAACUGGAGGGUCAUCUACUGGUCCGCUUCAAACCUCCACCAAGCAAUCGUUUCUGGAUGUCUUUUGAAACAAUGCCGCAAAUGUCGAUGGACAUUCAGCCCAUAGUUAGCUCCAAGCAGAUUACAUUUAGCCCUAUCUUGCGCACCAUCGAGAGUAAGAUCCGUGAAGUGAUGGCAGAGAGCAUUGUUCUACCAUUCUGGGACGAUGUCCCCUUCUUGAACACCAUGGGCCAGGCUUUCCGUGGUGGCAUCUGGCAACGCGAAGUGCCUGAUCACAGUGACGAGGCAGAGAUUCCCGAUGAAUCUGGCGAUGCCCCGGCGACGCCGAAAACUGCACCUCCUGAUCCCAUAGAGGUCUUAAAGGCCAAGGAUGAUCGGACAAUGAGCAUGCCCGUUCUUCCUGAUUCUGGCUCGCCGAAGGUGAAAUCACGCAGAGGUCCGAAGUCGUUAUCCUCAGACACGAAUAUCAAAUCUUCGACGGCAACCUCUACUGGAGUGGAAAGAUCCGAUAUAACCCCCUUACCCCGUGCCAUUCGGUCUCAGACCUUUUCUCAUGCAGCGGAUCCCGUGGUGACGGCGGACAAUGCCAAUUUCAACAAAGCUGAAUCCGAGACUAAGGGUGACGAGAAGAGCAGCGCAACUAGUGCUAUGAUUGAAAUAUCAAGUCGCUCCCCGCCUGCUUCACCGCAACGAACCCCAGGCAGUUCGCCACCUACCGGUGGCCUGAUGAUCCCAGAGAGUGCGGUCCAUAGUCGUGGAUCCUCGAUUGCGGAAUCCCUUGACGGCUUGAACUUCUCCAAUGACCAUGUCAAUAACUUUGCUCGCUUCGAGGGUAACCCCAAUUCCAGCACGCGCAGCUCUCGAGGCAGCUCUACUGUCUCACUUGUGAGCGAAAAACCACGCCGCAGCACCAUGGAAACCCUGACAAAAUCAAUUACCAAUACAUUCGAAGAUAAGACUAGUAACAUCAAUAUUGGAACGACUGCAGCUGCUGCAAAGAAAUGGAGCUGGGGUGUCUUUGGAAAAGGCGAGUCGAAUGCUCGCCAGGAAACGGCCCGCUCCACUGCAGGUACUCCCGAACAGCCUAUUGGACGUGGACAUCCCCAUCCCGCGCCUGGUGCCCCCUUGCCUCGCCCGGACAAAUUUGCUCUGAAGAGAAACUCCACCUCAAAUACUCUCCCCAAGCGGAAGCCCGUAGGACCGAUUGCCUCACCUGGGCGACCAAACGCAGGAAGUUCUCGACCUGUCCCGCCACCACCAUUGCCUCGCAGGAAACCGAUUCCUCCUAUCAUGCGGCCUGAUGGUGUUGAUGAGUUACUCGUGGUAGAAGCCCCCCAAGACUCUGCACCAAACAGCCCAAUCGUGGGAGAGUUGGACUUGGAUGAGGGCUCAAAUGUCACAGGCCUGCAUCCGAGCGAGAAUUCAUCCAGAAUAAACCUAGCUGAGACAGAGUCUCAUUCGGAAGAUGAGGAGGGACAAGAGGAUCAAUCCCUCCAAUCCAUUGACCAGACCGGCUCUUCUCCGACAGAAAGCCAGGGCAAUGUCUCAUUCUUGGAGCAAGUUGAAGUGCCAUUGGCAUAA
This is a messenger RNA of Penicillium verhagenii, 2763 nucleotides long. Its product is annotated as SMP domain-containing protein. Gene Ontology annotation, cellular component: ERMES complex; endoplasmic reticulum. Gene Ontology annotation, molecular function: lipid binding. The transcript is spliced from 2 exons. The record is from RefSeq and is a predicted model, not a curated record. Gene Ontology annotation, biological process: phospholipid transport. Bases 1 to 2763 code for a protein of 920 amino acids. Lineage: Eukaryota; Fungi; Ascomycota; Eurotiomycetes; Eurotiales; Aspergillaceae.